AGGCCGUCUUCCUCGUCGCCGUCCUCGCCCUGCCGCGUGAGGGCGCUCCUUCUCAAGUCUCAAGUGUAAAAGGGGAGGAGUGGAUCGCCACUUCCGUCGCUUCAACCUGCCUGCCUGGCCCCCAACGUUCAAAACCCAGGAGCCCUCUUUUCUUUUUUCCUCUUUCUUCCUCAUCUUGAUAAAAGCCCUGUAGCUGGAGGCCUCAGUUACCUUCCCUCACGUUCUGCACCCAUAAUUUAAUCGCCACAGCCCACCAUUAUUUUUUCCUCUCCGAGCUCACCCUGUCGCCUGGCCUGGCCUGUAUAAUAUACUCUCGCCCAAUCUUGUUCUCUCUCUCUGUCCUCCAUCUCUGCUAGCUUCUCUCUCUCUCUCUCUCUCUCUCUUAAGAGGAGGAAGAAGAAGCCGAGGGCAGGGCACAGGAGGAGAGAGAGAGAGAAGAAGCACAGGGCCAGGAAUUGAAUUCCACCGACCCACGCACCUCUCAGUCAUCCCCUUUCCAUUUACCUCCACCUAUAUAGCUCUCCAUAAUUCCCCGGGCCUCCUCUCUCUUGUUAGGAGUACAGUCCUCCUUAUAAUUGGAGUUGUACAAGGCACCCAGCAACUUUCUUCUUCAUCUUCCUCCCCCCAUCUCUCUCUGUCCAUCCAUCGACACAGCCAGCCACCAAGCCAAGCAGGAGGAGUAGAGUACAACCAGAGAAAGAGAGUUAGCUCGCAGCUCCUUGAUUCCACCCACCACUGUCCCUUAUUUACAGGCGUUCGUGAUCAGCAACAGCUAGUCGUCAGCUAGAGUGCAGCAGGCAGAGAUAGCUAGCCAGCAGCUAGAAAAAAAAGGGGGACCUGUGUUUCUGUGUGCACCAAGCAACCCAGCCCAGGGAGGAGAAGAGAGCUAGCGAGCUUUCCUUUGGCCGAUCGUUUCCGAGGAAGAGAGCGAGCAAGCAGGAAUUCACACAGGUGCACAAUUCAUUCAACCAUCUUUUCAAUUCCUGGGAAAGAAAAAGACAAAGGGGAACACACAGAAUAAAAGGCCUCCAGUUUGGAUUGUUUCUGAAUUUGAAGACUGCAAAACUUGCUUGAGGGAGGGAGCUUGCGAAGCUUCCGGUUUUACAAGAACUUGGAUAGACACGUUUGAACUGGUGGAAUUGGAAUUGACUGGGAUGGAUGCUCAGGGUCACACGGUACUCCAUUCCCAGCCUUUUUUUCCACAGCGUCCUUGUCUGUCUGUACCUUUGCAUGCACCCCCCCAUGCUUUUACAGAUACUCCGCUUCCCUUCCUUCCAGUCUGGAUUCUCUGGAAGCCGAGGGGACAGGCAGACAGUGGAAAAUGUCCAAAUUUGAAUAGUUGCCACGUACUGCUGCUGCAGCAUAUUUGGAUUGGAGGGGUAAAAGAUUAAAAUGCGUAGGAAGUAAAAAGACAGGAAGAUUCCUUGCAUUAUUUCCAACCAGUGUGAUCGGAUCAACGCAAAUGGUGAACUGACUGGGGAUAAUAAAAUAAAAUAUAAAAACGGGCUACUAGGAAGAGUAGAAUUCCUCGGGGUUUUCACCCGAGGGCUUGGCAAUAAUUAGCUGCUUUACCGAGGGGCGAAGGCGCUUCGAUUCGAAGCAGCCGCCAGGUGGCAGCGCAAUGACGCGUCCGGGCCAAUGGCGCGCCUCCACGUCAGCGCAUCUCUUUUGACAAAUUCCUUGUGCUGGCCGCUUUGACUUUUACACCGGUACACCAGCCCCACCACCUUGGCGGUGAAUCAAUCAAACGCUCUGAUUUUUCUACCUCUUUCUUUUACACGUAAAUAUUUAAUAUUUUUUUCUACUAAAAUACGAUUCAUCGCCUGCAUGUACUUUCUACUCCAUCUGGUCGCCUAUGCUUGCUUCAGAAUAAAGAAAGCCCGAGAAAAUCCACCCGCCCCGCGGGCCGUCACAUGCGCUGCUCACAUGGUGCGUGGGCCCCGCGCCCGGCCCGCAUCAUCAUGCACCGCAUACAUAUGGCCCUGGAGCCCGCCCAGCCGUCACUUUGAAAAAAAAAAAUCUCUCCUCCCUUCUCUCUCCUCAUUUGUUUGCUUACAGCUCAUCCAUACCGCAAAGCCAAGAUCACAUUUUGAUUAGUGCUAAAGGAGGGGUAGACUAGCAAGGUGUGUCAUCAUCAUCCUCCAUCCAUACCAUCCAUCCUGCAACGCGUCUUGAAAAGGGAGGGGAGGGAUUUGUGUUGGGCAACGUCUCUGCCAAAGAUACAAAUUCAUCCAUAGCCAUAUAUGCAGGCGUAUCUUUGGAAUCAAUAAAUAUUUAGGCGAUUGAUCGGAGACAGAUGGCGAGCGCCGGAUUCGUGGAGGAGAUGAUGAGGGAGCAGAGCCUCCUGGAGGCGACCUGCGGCGACCUAUUCGACCACAUCGACGACUUGCUCGACUUCCCCAAGGAGGAGUCCGCCGCCGACGUGCUCCUCCUGGACGCGCCGGCGCCGGGGAGCCCGCUCUCCGCGCGCAUCAUCGACGUCGGCGGCCGCGGUGGCAAUGCGCCGGCCGCGCCCGCGCCCCCCGCGCUGGAGCCGCUGAUGGCGCUGCCCCCGCCCGCGGCGCAGGACGAUGCCGCCGCCUUCUUCGCCGCCGCGGGGGCGCCGGUGUUCGACGCCAAGGACGUUGGCGGCCACAUUGGACCGUGCGAUGACCUGGACAUGGACAUGGCGCAGCUGGAGUGGCUGUCGGGGCUCUUCGACGACGCCUCCAUCCCGCACGAGCCGGCGUUCCCGGGGGCCAGCUGCGCGGCCCCCAUCAAGAGCUCCGCGCUGGCGGCCAACGCCGGCGUCGCGCUGCUGCCGCCGGACAAGAUGGAGGACGCGCUCUUCCGAAGCUCCAGCCCCAUCUCGGUGCUCGAGCAUAACAGCUUCAACGCUAACAACAACGUGGGCUCCGCGUCCUCGUCGUCCUCCUCGGCGUCGUCCUCAUCGGAGUCCUUCUCCGGGAGCGGCGGGCACGCGUGGUCGGCGCCCGUGUCGCCGCGCCCGGAGCCGCCGGUGCUCGUCAUACCGGCGCGCGCGCGGAGCAAGCGCUCCCGCCCGUCCGCGUUCACCGGCGCCGCGCGCGCCGCGGAGGCGCCCACCAUCCUCGUGCCGACGCCCAUGUACUCGUCAACCUCCUCGCACUCGGACCCCGAGAGCAUUGCCGAGUCCAACCCACACCAGGCGCCGCCCAAGAAGAAGAAGAAGGCCAAGAAGCCGGCGCCCCCCGCGCCGACCGCCUCUGACGCGGAAGGUGACAACGACGGCGACGCUGACUAUGAGGAAGGCGGCGAGCGCUCGCAGCCUCAGGGCACCGUGAGGAGGUGCACGCAUUGCCAGAUCGAGAAGACACCGCAGUGGCGCGCGGGUCCCCUGGGCCCCAAGACGCUCUGCAACGCCUGCGGCGUGCGCUACAAGUCCGGGCGCCUCUUCCCGGAGUACCGCCCCGCGGCGAGCCCCACCUUCGUGCCGUCCAUCCACUCCAACUCCCACAAGAAGGUGGUGGAGAUGCGCCAGAAGGCUGUCCGGAGCGGCGACCCGUCGUGCGACCUCCUGCAGUUCAUCCGCCGCCGGGAUUAAAUCGUCGGUCGGUCGGUCUCGUCCCCCUUAGCUAUAUAUGUAUACAUGUUAGUAUGUAUGCAUGAAUGGUUGCUUCAUCAGUCGUCAGUCGUCGUCGUCGUCGUCUUCAUCGUGGUCAUCAUCAUCAUCACCGCCAUGGAUCCAUCCAUCUUCACCUGCAUGUGUUUCUGUCAGCAUCCAUCAAAUCCAUCGCCGGGCAUCCUGGCGUUAGUUCAUUAGGGCUUUUUUCAUCGGGGGUUAGUGUUAUUUUAUCUUUCCUUUUUGUCUAUUGGUUAAUUGGUUCCCCUGAAUGUUUUUUUGUUUGUAUAGAGAGAGAAAGAGAGAGGAGGGUGGGAGAGGAGGGCAGGAGAAAUAGAUGAAUCAGAGUGGUUGUUGCAUUGCAAUUGCAGUUGCUUGCAAGUUAGGUAGGUGAGAAGGAGAGCUAAACCAGCAGCAGAGGGAGACAGAUUUAGAGAGGAAACUUUGCAGCUAGUCAGUCAGUCAGUCAAUUAGAAGAAAAGUGUUUCAGCAAGUGAAAGGGGAGUUUGUUGGCUUGCUAAUUAGAAGGAGGAAGAUUCUGUGAGGUCAGGUAGUAGCUAUCACACAUCAGGAUUUGAAACUUGAAGAGAGGGGGACAGCCAUCAUCCAUCAUAGUCUGUAUUUGGAGCUUGGUGUACUGAACUCUGAAAAUUCUUUUUGCAGUCCAUCUAUGUUUAGGGAUUGAUAAGUGUUGUUUGGUUUCUUCUAUACUAGUAGUGCUACAUUUUAGCGAAUAAUUAUAUGAGAAUCUCUUUCGUUUC
Molecule: messenger RNA, 4341 nt
Organism: Panicum hallii
Lineage: Eukaryota; Viridiplantae; Streptophyta; Magnoliopsida; Poales; Poaceae
Product: GATA transcription factor 8-like
Exons: 4
Coding region: 2297-3562 (421 amino acids)
Biological process (GO): regulation of DNA-templated transcription
Molecular function (GO): zinc ion binding; sequence-specific DNA binding
Source: RefSeq, a predicted model, not a curated record